Thlaspi arvense is the source of this 525-nucleotide messenger RNA. NCBI's taxonomy places the organism in Eukaryota, Viridiplantae, Streptophyta, Magnoliopsida, Brassicales, Brassicaceae. The record is from the annotation of a GenBank genome assembly.
AUUGGCCUAAAGCUACUCGAAACCUAUGCACGGCACUGACGAUAAGAUCUGACACAUCGGAGGAUUAUCACCGUACGAUCCUAAGGAGCUGAAGGUUUCGUAUCAUUGAUAUAAGUUUUUUUCGAGUGUGAUGGAUGCGAGUAAUGUAGCAGAGCUGAGAAGAAUCGUGGAGCAGUUGUAAUCGAAUCCUUCGAUUCUCCACGACCCUUGUCUGAUUUUCUCCAAGGAGCUCAAGUUCCGAAGAUUGAGAACACUAUAAACCUGAUAUCAAAACCGGUUACAACUUACAUCGGCUUUUCCCGAUACGGGACGACCGAUCAUAAGGAGCUGAAGGAUCCGAGGAGAGUAGUAGUCAAAAUGAUGGAUGCAAAUCAGGUAGCUGAGCUGCGAAGAUUCGUCGAACAGUUGAAAUCGAAUCCUUCGAUUCUUCACGAUCCUUCUCUGGUCUUCUUCAAGGAAUACCUCCGAAGGUCGUUGUUUCCUCUAUGCCUCGAGCCUUUUUUACCACCUCAAACUCAUCAACAA